Aspergillus caelatus is the source of this 342-nucleotide messenger RNA. RefSeq lists its product as uncharacterized. The record is from RefSeq and is a predicted model, not a curated record. The coding region runs from base 38 to 196 and encodes 52 amino acids. NCBI's taxonomy places the organism in Eukaryota, Fungi, Ascomycota, Eurotiomycetes, Eurotiales, Aspergillaceae. The transcript has a single exon.
AUACGACUCCCUGGUGAAACUUGACAAAUAAAUAAAGAUGCUGAGUGGCAGGUGCAAUCGCCAAAGCAUUUGGAGAACAGGUUUUGAAGCCCAUGCGAUCAAAAUAGAUUGGAAACUCGCCAGGUCGCAUCUGAUGAAGCUGCUGAGGUGCGCUGAAGAAAAAACCCAACAUGAAAAGAACCAAUCAAUGAAAUGAAUGGGAAGGAAAAAUGAAAGCUCAGCUAGCCCUACCAAUGAUCCCUAGCUAAUACCGUGAAAUAAUUAGGUGUCCUAAGGCAUAGCUGCCUGGGUGCCCAGGUAGGAAGAUAUUCGACCCUCAGGAUGCUUGAUACCGGUACCUUU